Zea mays is the source of this 1148-nucleotide messenger RNA. Its product is annotated as Sterile alpha motif (SAM) domain-containing protein. The transcript has a single exon. NCBI's taxonomy places the organism in Eukaryota, Viridiplantae, Streptophyta, Magnoliopsida, Poales, Poaceae. The record is from RefSeq and is marked validated. Bases 164 to 895 code for a protein of 243 amino acids.
AUCGGCCACGGCCAGUGCCGCUACACACCAGAGCACGCGCGCGCCCGCACGUCCAGCGCCACGGGAGCACGAGACACGGCUAACCACACCGAGGGCAGCCUCACUUACUGCCGCCGCCGUCGUCGCCGCUCGCCGCGCACGCUCCGACGAGGCGGACGAGCGAAUGGACUGGUACGCGUGGCUCUGCAGGGCGGGGCUGCACCCGGACGUGGCGUUCGAGUACGCGCUGCUCUUCGCGCGCAACGAGCUCGGCGCCACAGACGUGCGCCACCUGGACCACGACUUCCUCCUCAGCAUGGGCGUUGCCGUCGCCAAGCACCGCCUCGAGAUCCUCAAGCUCGCAAGGAAGGAGACGUCCUCCCACGGCAGGGCCGCCGCCAUCACCGUCCUGCCGUGGCGUGCCACCAGGCUGCUCGCCGCGGCCGUGCACCGGUCCGCAAGCUCGGCGCUCGGCCGCCUCCGCGCCUCGGUGUCACGCGGCCAGGACCGGGACCGGGACCGGGCCAGGGCGGCGGCGGCCGUCCUCGCCACGCCGCGCCUGCCUCUGCUGCGGCACCGUGGCGGGAGGGUCGCGCACAGCUGGAGCAAGAUCGCGUCGCCCGUGGCGAUCCGUGGCGGGAAGCCGCGAGCGCUGCCGAUGUUGACGCGCAUCAGCAAGCCCGUCGUGCUCACCAACAGCUGCGCCGAUAAGUGGAGGGGCGACGGCGCGGCGGUCAAGACGCUGCCCGCGCCCGCUGGGUCCAUAGCCGCCUGCCUCGAGAGCACGGACGUCUGCAGCUGCGACGAAUACGAGGAUGGGGAAGUAAGCGACGAGGAGGAGGUGGUUGUGAAGCACAGCGGCGACGGCGAGGAGAUGCGGUGGGAGUCCAUGUUCCAGGAUCUCAAGCCCAACUAGCCGAGACGCGCGCGCUCGCGUGCCAAAUGCGCCCUGCACUGCACCUGUGACCUGCCGGCCGGUGCGUACAGCGAGCGAAGACAACGUGCCCGAUUGCCAGUGGAGUGGUCAGUACUCACUAGCUACCUACCUCUCUACCUGCUGCCUGUUACUGUAAUUGCAAUUUGCAACCGUGUAAAUGAGUGUGAAAAAUAAUGCCCAUGUGUCAUUCUCUGAAAUUUUGAGCUGGGAGCCGAUCCAGGUUCGUGAUGAU